UUAUAUCUAAUCCAGAAAUCAUCGGAGCAGGAUUUCAUUAUGGACAACGCAUAUUAUGAUGAUCUGCCUCACAUCACGAAACCUGGAAAAAACCUUUUCAAUCCAGAAACUUAUAUCGGUAACUGGUAUGAAGAAACUGUUCGAAACACGCUAAAACGCAACGAUUUUCUCCGGAAAAGAGAAUGCGGCGAUUUAAUAAUUCAACGAACUCAGACAAUGGUCGAUUUACUUCUGAAACCGGUGGAACUUACCCCACAAGCUGAUGGAUACCUUCACUACGGCGACAAAAUUCAGAUUGUUUCUCCAGGUCCAUCGUGUAAACUGGCUUCUGAGGUCUACCCGUUCAAAAGAAACUACUGCAAACUUUCUCAUCUCAUCUUAAGUGCAGCAGUACCUCCGACGAGUAUUGAUCAUGCACCGUAUCUCAACACCGACAGCAUAAUUUCCGCAUCGACUUUGUUGUAUCCAGUUGUGAGGAAUUCUUUCAUAAUUGAGCAUCCAGAUUGUCCUACACAUGUUGGCCAAGUGAUUCAGUAUGGAGACGUCUUUCGCAUAAGAGCAUUCGAUACUCAACAUUUUCCGCUGUAUUUGUUUUCGGCUCCUGGAAUUCGACUGCAUUCUGCGGCCACGCACUCUGCAAAACCAAAGGUCAGAUUUUCUGAUCUAACGGUAACCGAGACUUUGUGGUGUGCACAUCCACUGGAUGAAGACGCCAAGCUUCGGAUGGAACUGGGUGUGCCAAUUCGUCUGAAAACUCCGCUGCUGCUUAAGCAUAAUGGCAGUGGGCACAAUCUAUCCUUGGAACCAAACUUCCCAGUCAUGACGUAUUUUGGAAACGAGCUGGAAGUGACACUGGACACGAAACUGGAUCGAGUAAAGCGGCCAGGCUUUGAGAACAUUUGGUACUUUGACACAGAUCGUGGAUUGCCGAAAGUGAAGGACCCAUGUGACAAAGAUUUCGAGAAACAAGCAGAAUUUUCGGCAAAAAUUAAUAUAAAUGCCAUAAAUCGAUCUGCUGCAGAAAGUGGCAAGCUGGAAGACCUGGCUCGACAGAAGGAGGAGGAAGAUAACUUGGAUGAGGAUGAAGGAAAUUGUAAUGCCAUGCAAUACCAAGCGCAAUGUUGUCCAAUGGGAAAACGCAAUGAGGAAUUGGACGCUGCGAUGUCGCAGAUGACAUUAAAGUCAAGAGGUGGUCUUCGUCCAUACGAUCCAGCUACAGGACCGCAACCUAAUGCUUGGAGUUACAUGGUGCAAGACAAUGAUCCGAACUUUCCAAAUCAGAAAUGGAAUUGUGGAGACACCGACUGUUGCAAUGCACCAAUGACCAAGCCUCCAAAACAAACUGAAGAUGUACCUUGUGAUAAAUGCGAGUGUAUUGAGCCAGACCCUAAAGCUGAAAGUCCUAAUGCAAUUUAUUCACCAUUUAAACGCCUCCUUAUGUAAUAAUUUCCUAUUAUACUCAAUUGGUGGCAAUUGGUAUAUUGAAAAAAUCACUCAAUUCAACAUAUUGUCAUAUGCAUGCAUGUAGGAACUUGCUUAUUAAAAAUAUUUGUUAAAUGAACAGCCGUCAUGGCCAAUCACCCCUUUUUAUCUCAUUGAUUCGAAUCGGCGUUACACACAUGCUUGUCGCGAUCAAGGUUUCUGCCCUUUGGGGGAGAGGGGGUGCUUGGUGGAGUAAAAUAAUUCGAUGUUAUGGAGAUAUGAAAUUAUUCUCCUUCAAAAUAUUCCCUAGAUAAUUUCCUAGUGCCAGCUAAUGUCAAUAGUGCUUUGGACCAAUACAGUAAAUUCUGACAAGAAAAUUGUUUUGUAACAAAUUAAAUUUAUAAAUCAUUCUAUAAUGCUUGUUGGCUCAGGAUUUGUUCCUCCAAAUUAUCCCGAAGUUGCAGAAUUGCGACGGCAAGGAUGUCCAGUAAAACCCAUGCGUAACCCUCGAAUUGACUACACCAGAGACUUCUUUUGUAAAAAAUGGGGCCCAAGCUUCCGAUGUAUCUGUCGUCCGAAACUGGACAAUCCUUGCGGGGUGGGGCCCAAGCAGUUUCGUGGCGUCGGGAAAGAAGUUGAGAGUUUGGACCAUUUCACGGCACUCCCAUUGAGACCAGAAGGACGUUAUACGGGCAUCAGAGAUCUGCCGACGCUAGCUCAACAAGUGGGACUGGUGAAGACAAACCCAUGUCCCAAACGUGAACUAGAUUUCAGCUCAUCAUGCAAUUCCCAAGGCACUCGUAUGAAACCUGAUCUAAUCAAGGGUGACUCAAUUUGCGGAACCUGUGUAAAUAUACCCAGUGACGCCCCAGCUAAAGUACCCUUUGUUUGUGACGACUUUCCUGGUUUCGACAUUUCGCCAAAUCUCCCUUUUAAAGUUUGCAUUGGAGAAUUACCCCCAGAUCCUGAACGAGUUAAGAUUCGAAUCAGAAGUGGAGCAGAGAGAUGCUUACAACCGUCUCACUAUCGUGACAUCAACUCUGUCUACCGAGAAAAUUUUAACGACUUUAUGAAAACAAAAACCCGGAAGCAAAUAUCUCUUUAUCGAUCUCCUUUGGCAAUUGACAAGAGAAGAUCUCGACCCACCAUUCCUGUGGAUGCAAAUCCUAACAUUGUCCUCGGAGUCAACAGCGGUCCCCUAAUUGUCAACGCCAAGUACAUUAAGUAUAAAACUUGCAACAAGAAUAAGAGACCACCCUGUCUGCCCAAAAAACCAGAUUUCGAAGUUUGUCUCCCUCCUGGACCCAUCGUUUUACCUUGACAAAGUGAUCCUUUGUCUGUCUAUGUCUUCCUUCGUACACAGAAAUCAGAACUUUGUAAUUUCCAUAAACAGUAAGUAUUAAAAUGGCUAUCCAUUUCGCAAGAGUAAAUGUGUGCGAGUUAAAAACUAUCUGGAAGUUAUCCCGCUUGGAACCUUUGUACAUUAAGCACGUAAAUUUUCACACACGUGGCAUCGUGCAUGACGAUGUCAUCAAUUACUUACUAGCAAAAUACUAACGCUUUUGUGUGUUACACAUACUGUGAACCAUGAGUCAUCUCUGUGCGAAAACUCCAUGAGAACCUACAUAUCAAAUUGCGUCUUGCAUCUCCCCAUCACCUUACCACCACGUAUGUAUUCAUUGCUAAAACGGUCUUCAUCGCAAUCCCGUAUCCCACAAACAAGUGGCACUACAAUAACCUUGCAAAAUUUCAGCUGCAAUAAACAAUUUCAUUUAACACUAGAGAUUAAAGUGUACACUACGCCACACUGCACAGUAGUGCAAAACAAAAAGUGAUAUUUAA
This is a messenger RNA of Folsomia candida, 3264 nucleotides long. Its product is annotated as cilia- and flagella-associated protein 161-like. Bases 40 to 1443 code for a protein of 467 amino acids. The record is from RefSeq and is a predicted model, not a curated record. Gene Ontology annotation, biological process: cilium assembly. Gene Ontology annotation, cellular component: motile cilium. The transcript is spliced from 8 exons. Lineage: Eukaryota; Metazoa; Arthropoda; Collembola; Entomobryomorpha; Isotomidae.